Panicum hallii is the source of this 1972-nucleotide messenger RNA. RefSeq lists its product as uncharacterized. Lineage: Eukaryota; Viridiplantae; Streptophyta; Magnoliopsida; Poales; Poaceae. The record is from RefSeq and is a predicted model, not a curated record. The coding region runs from base 147 to 1550 and encodes 467 amino acids. The transcript is spliced from 3 exons.
AAAAGCUCGAGAAGCUUCCUGCACUCUGGCAGUUACCAGCUCUGGAAAUUCUUCACCUGACAGGAUUGGAAAGUUUACAUUGUUUGUGCAGCGGCGCUACUACAGCCGUCACAUUUCCAAAACUGAAGGCACUUUUCUUGUUUAGGAUGCCAAAAUUUGAGGCAUGGCUGGACACAGAUGUGGUACAAGGAGAAGAGACAAUAUUUCCCAAAGUUGAGGAGCUGGAGAUCUGGGCGUGUGGAAGUUUGACUGCACUACCGAAAGCAGCAUCAGUGAUUGCGGAAUCGUCUGGCGGAGUUGAUACUAAGUGCCGCUCUGCAUUUCCAGCACUGAGGAAGCUAGACUUAUUUAAUCUGUCGGCUCUUGAGAGAUGGGGUGCAGCCGAAGGAACUCCAGGAGAAGAGGUAACAUUUCCUCUGCUGGAGGAGUUGAAAAUUGAUGCCUGCCCGAAGUUGACUGGUCUCCCUGAAACACCCAAGCUAGGUAAAUUAGCCAUAGAAGGAUAUGAGCAACAAAUAUCCCUGCAGGCAGCUAGCAGAUGCAUUCCUUCGCUGUCCAGUCUGAGUCUGGAAGUGUCACCCGAUGACACGGAAACAACAUUGCUGCAUGUCAAGCAGAAAUGGGAUCAUGAACUCCCCCUGGCAGCUAUGACGCUAACUAGGUGCGACCUUUUGUUCUCCUCCCACCCAGGUGCACUAGCGUUGUGGACAUGUUUUGCACGGCUUAUAGAUUUGAGAAUUGGGGGUUGCGACGCUCUUGUCUACUGGCCAGAAAACGUGUUCCAGGUCCUGGUAUCCCUAAGGAAGUUAUCGAUUUCGAGUUGCAGCAAACUGACAGGACACACACAAGCUUCUGACAGGCAAUCUGCUCCAGAACGGGGUGGACUCCUGCCAGGUCUGGAAUAUCUAUGGAUAAAUGAUUGCACAUCUUUGGUGGAGGUCCCCAACCUGUCGGCAUCUCUCAAGGAAUUACAUAUUAGUGGCUGCAGUGAUAAUAUCAAGUCCAUCAUAUUCGUACAGCCGGACACGUCAUCAUUAAUUCCAGGGUCCAGCGGUAGUGAGGCCACGGCGUCUACAGCUGUACUCAAGCUGUCAUCAGCAGCCAACCAUCGCUCCCUUCCGUGCCUAGAAUUUCUACGUAUAUUCAAAUGCGAUCGUUUGUCAGAGGUUGCCAAUCUUCCUCCGUCUAUCAAGAUCUUGGGCAUUUAUCAGUGCGGCAACCUUCAAUCCCUAUCAGGAAAGCUAGAUGUCGUCCAAAGAUUAAAUAUUAAGUCCUGCGGUAUGUUGGAAUCACUGGAAUCUUGCGUAGGAGAGCUGCGGUCGCUGGAAGAACUUAGGCUUGAUGGUUGCGAAAGCCUGGUGUCCUUACUGGAUGGGCCUCAAGCAUACUCAUCUCUUAGAGUUCUUGAGAUUCGUGGUUGUGAUGGUAUAAAGUUGCUUCCGUGGAGCCGACGGAGCCGUUUGGAUUGCCUCGAGGAGAAACUUAUAGAUGCCCGUUACAAAGAAAUGACUUGGAAACGUGCAAUCAGGACGCUGGCGUGCUCGAAAUAGCAGGUUGAGGACCUAAUAAAGAAAGUUACCAUCAAGUUUUUUUUUUAUGGGAUAUCACCACGGAUUGUUGUUACCAGACCUGCAAAUGAUGGAUUAUUGUGACCGUGGUAGAAUAUAUUACCUACGCUUUCUGAAGAUAAUCUCCAGUGAAGUCAAGUCCAAGUCCUUGAUUUUGAGCAGAAACAAGUCAUAGAAUGCAAGCUGAAGAAUUUGUAGCAUUUGGAGCUUCAUGCUCCAGUUUGUUAUCCUUCAUUUUCUUUUCUUUUGAACUAUGAUGAGUUUGAGUUCAGUGUCUGCUCCAGCACAAGCGAAACACAGCUAGCACUUUCUUUUCAUACACCGCUGAAGAUACUCAUGUUGUUGUACGUCAAGCCGUUGUUUAAGCUGCUGCUUGAAAUGCACUUAAAUUGCUAAAUAUCCCA